GUAGUUUGCGCUCUUAAGACAAGGGGCAGAACCACGCAGGACUCGGAUUUAAUGGCGCUCGUUAACAAAAAAAUGACUCUUAAUCUGCCAAUAAAACAGUGUCAGGCGCUUGUUCGGAGCAUACAAAACCUUCCGAGCGGAUUUAGAGAGCGGCUAAAUAAUUGAACUUGUAGGUGCGAGUGUCACUGUGUGUCUUGUUCUCGGAUGGAGAGAAUCUUUGCUAUUUACACUAAUGGUGUUUUAGACAGCGGACCGUGAGUGAUUUAAGCUGAAGUUGGACCAUGUGAGGAAAAUAAGCUGGAAAAAAGCACGCGCGUGUGUUUAGAUUGAGUAAAUCAAUAUUAACUAAAAAAAAUCGUGCGCUCUGCGUUAAGGGACCGCGCUUGUCUAGACGACGCAUACACGCAACGGCUCUGUAUAAUUGCCAGUUGACAGCAGCCAUAUAAGAUGCACAGGCUCGACGCUGAAGAACUGUCCUUUUUGCAUAUUGCAUAUAAACAAGACAAUUUAUUUAGAGAGGGGGUAAUCUAUUAAGAGAGAGGAGAGGGAGAAAGGCCAGCGUUGAGGAUUGAUUUACGCUCCAUUGACGCUUUAUCGGCCUCGAAGAAAAGGUCCGGCCAAUCAGUUUGCGCCUCGCGCACAGCCCCCCUCUUUCGUCCCAACACACACUCACACACACACAUGCACGCAAAUACACGCGCACACUCAUACAACCCCCCUCUCCUCCUCAUCUGCACGGUUCGAGACUGAGGGCUGUAGCACUUUGUUUCACUAUAGUGAGCAAGUUGUUAGGAAGGAAAGAGGACCAGAGGAGAGAGAAAGAGAGAGACACACAGAGAGAAAGGGAUAGAGGAAAAGGGAGGGAGGGGGAGAGCGAGCACAGGACCGAACAGAGGAAGAGAAAAAAGAGAGAGGAAGAGAGGAAAAUCUCGUCAUGUCUCUCUUCUUGUUCUCUGCUGAGUGAACUCGCGGGCGUUUUUUCGCAUGCAGAUAAUGUCCGAGAAUGUCCAUUUCUGGGACUUUGAGCAACUAUUACGUGGACUCCAUCAUAAGUCACGAGAGCGAUGAACUCUCGACCCCGACUCGCUUUCCCAGCGUCCAGUAUUCCGGCUCCAGCGCCGCCGCCGCAGCAGCAGCGGUAGCGGCGGCAGCAGCGGCGGGAGGGAGGCAGCCAGGAGGCGCCGCGCAUGCCGAGCAUCCUCAUCCCGAGUCCUAUCCAUCAUGCAGUUUCCAGCCGAAGCCCCCGGUCUUCUCUCCGACCUGGAGCCCCUUCAGUCCGCACAAUGGUGCCAGUGGCCUCCCCACAGUCUACCACCCUUACAUCCCAACUCAGCACGUGCCCGCCGCGGACCCUCGGUACUUACGCUCGUGGCUGGACUGCCCUCCGCGAGGCUCCGAGUCUGUCCCGGGACAGGGCCAGACGGGACAGGUUAAGCUCGAGCCGCAGCUCGGGCACCUCGGCGGGGAGAUCUCAGCCAAACUGGGCGGACAGCAGCACCAGCACGAGACCACCACCACAUACAUCCUGGCGUCGACCUCCGCGAGCCAUCAUCCAACCGCCAUCGCGGGAGCACGGUUCGACGAAAAUAAGGACAUUUGUGAGGGGAGUGAGGACAAAGACGGCAUUGAUCAAAAUGACCCCUCGGCCAACUGGCUCCACGCGCGCUCCUCCAGGAAGAAGCGAUGCCCGUACACCAAAUACCAGACGCUCGAGUUGGAGAAGGAGUUCCUGUUCAACAUGUACCUCACGCGGGACCGGCGGCACGAGGUGGCGCGCGCUCUGAACCUGACGGAACGACAAGUGAAGAUCUGGUUCCAGAAUCGGAGGAUGAAAAUGAAGAAACAGAGCAAGGAGCAGCCCAAGGACUAAAAACUGACCUCUCUUUACGUACGCUCGUACGGUGUCACCGACACCAAAUCCCCCCCUUCCUCUUUGUAAUGUCCACACAACACAAAAUGGCCUUCAAGACGACUGUAAACAUAACCGCUGUUUCUAAUUUCACCUAACCCAGAGUCACUAUACCAUGUGAGCUUCAGUCCAAACUCUAAAAACUGGUCAAUUGCUUUAUUGAUCCCCCAAUUAAAGGCACCCACGCCAUGUGACGAUGUAAGGAGGCUGUGGAACUGUAGAAUCCUCUGCGUCAGUGCGCACAGACCACCUUCUCCUCCUCCUCCUCCUCCACUUCCUUCUCAUGGACCAGUUCCCUGUCAAAUGGCUUCGACUCCACAUGAAACUGUUUGAGUGACUUCAGCGUCCUGCAUAUUCAUCUAAUUACAGUAUGCUAUGAAUUAGGCUUUGAUAAUUGGCCAAGGAAGCCGCAAACCGCCUAUAGUGACGCUAAAACAGUCAGGGCCGGGGGUGGGUUUUUUAAGGGUGGGGUAGCACAUGCAGAGAGAGUCUUUUUCCCUUUCUUUCUUUCUUUCUUUCUUAUUAGUUAUUUAUUGUCACGUCGCGCGCAAAGGUGCUGAAACCGAGUUUCACAUGACCAUUAAUAAGCAGAGGGGAGGGGCUGGACCAACACACUAUCAUUCCCCUUCUUGUUUCCCUCAUUGAUGGUCGCAUUUGAUUAGAAAGCCGCUCGGUGGUCGGUGAUGAUACAGCCGCCGUUUGUUUCCUGUUUGUCGGUUUAAGUAAUGAACAGAUACCGGAGAGGAGGAGGAUGAGUUGGAAGGCUGGACGUCGCCAUGUUUAACCCGACUCAGCAACCGUGGGAUGAGAUUAGUCUUUUGUCGAUAUUGUAAAUCCCGACACUUCAGCUGCGUCUCCGGAUGCUUUAUGUGCUGCUGGAGCGGCGGCGGCUCAUCCGCGACUUGUAUCGGCUAUCGAUAAUCGUCCUUCCCGCGUCGCCUCAUCAGCCUCGAACCACUGAGAGGAGGCACAAGUCUACAGAUUUUUUUUAUUUCAACCCGGACUCAUUGCUUUCACAAUUUGGCCUGUAAAGCCUCAGUUUUUUUGUGAUUUAUUGAAGUGAGCGUUGCCUUGACCAGCCGCAGAACGCAGCUCAGAAUACACGAAAAACAACAGAUAAACAUUGACUUGCUUCAUCUCAAACUGCCUGACCCUGCGCGCUUUGGUGUCACACCGGCUCCUUCUUUUUAGGUUUUACCCUAUAAAGUUAUUCUAUACCUUUUGAUUUUUCAAAUGGUUGCGCAACAUGCCAGUGUAGCACAUGAAAUAUUGCAAAAAAAAAAAAAAAAAGCUAAUCUGGCACCAUCUCCCAGUCUCCACUCAUACACUUUAAGAAAGAAUCAGCUCUAUUUUUAUACAUACAGUAACUAUAUUGUGUAUUAUCUGCUAUGCAAGGCAGUCUCUCUCCCUCUCUCUCUCUCUCUCUCUCUCUCUCUCCCUCUCUCUCAUUUCAGGAAGUACAUAUAGCCCAGAGCCACAACAGUUUCUGAAUGCAACUGGGACUGAAGAUAUGAAAUGUGCUCACAUGUUUAGGGUUUAUUAUUAGAUGUUAUUUUUUUGUUCCUGUACGGAGGUUUUACUUCUGCAUAAAAUAAAUAAUUAAUGAAUAAAACGGACAAAGCAGCUGCGCACAACAUGUAACUUUGGGUCUGUGCAUCUGUGUCUUCAUGUAAUAAGCUCGGAGGAUUAUUAUCUGGUGAGGAGUUUGUGCAGUUCCACUGAUGCCAGUGCGCGCGCGCGUGUGUGUGUGUGAGAGAGAGAGUACAUGUUAGAAGGCCGAGCGAUUGCCGUGGCCUUAUUUGAAGUGUCUGCGCAGUUAAAUGGCGUCCGAUGGCAGUUUUAUGGUCGGAUCAUAAACAACACAUUGGCUUUAUGGCGUUUACAGCGUUUAUAACGAAUAUUGAGUGUGUGUGUGCGCGCGCGCGCAAGCAACAUUUACAAGUAAAACUAAAUUAUACACACACACACAUACACUCACACACACACUCACUCACACACUUUUGUACAGCAAUGCUAGUGAGGACACUCAUAGACAUAUUGCAUUCCAUUAUAGACUAACAAUUAAUUGCAUAACUCCAAUCCAUAAUCUAAUCCUCCAAUCUAUAAUCCUCUUUUCAAGGAUCAGGACUCAGGAAAAAAAAAAAAAAACGAAAAAAAAAAACAUAAUUCUAAAUAGAGCAUAGGAAAUUAGCACAAUUAAUAUGGUUUGAAACCACUCAAGACAAUAGAAAAAAUAAAAUAAAAUAAAAUGUAGAAAAAGAAAAGAUUAAACACAUGAACCUAUUUUUAAUUUUAACAACAAAACUAGCUCUUAUCCCACAAACAGCCCUAUAUGACAGUCCUCACACACACACACACACACUGAGCGGCAUCAAAUCCUCUCUCUAGGAGUAAAAAUGUUUACAUAGGUCUCGCAUGCCUCAAAGUCUCGCGUCAUUUUGCGACGUUAUUAUUUCAUGGUUUAGAUCUAUGUGUGUUAAAGGUGUCGGAGGGGAAGGUUAAUGGAACAUAAAGAAAAGAAAAAAAAGAUUAAGUAGAAGUUUUGGGUAGGAAACAUUCCUAAUUUAUGUUUAUGUAUAUAAUGUUAGUAACCUCGUCUGUCUUUCUUAUUGGAAUGAGUUCAAAUAUGUUUUCUUUUUGGGACAAGGCAUCUUACUGUAUAAAUAUACAUCAUGUUCCUUUUUUAAUGUUCCUCGUUAUGUUACUUAGGUUCUGAUUGUGUUUCCAUGUUGUCGUUGUUGUUGUUGUUGUUGUUGUUGUUGUUGUGCCGACUGUCUGAAUGAUGGUCAGUCUGAUGAGCUCCUCCUGUCUGAACAGUGGACACUAACUUUGGCUUUGAGCCCAAGACGAAGCAAUGCUUCCAUUUUUAAAUUAUGAUUAUUCUAAUUUCUUUAGCUGUUAUUCCCUGUUUAGUUUUCUGUCUCAUAGAUUUGUUUCUAGAUUUGUUAUGGCCUCAACUCCUUGAGUUGUUUUUUUUUUCGUCCCUUCUUGUUUUCAUGAGACAAAUCUAAGCCAUGUGGCCACAGUAGAGGCUUUAUUAUUGACGAGCAGGAGAGCUCCACUCACUCUGAUCCCCUCUUCCACGUGAGAUGACCCCACGUCCCUGAUUCGUGUACGUUUCCUCCUCUCUCUCUUUUCUUCUGUGUUCUUUCUGUGUCUCUUUGUUUCCUCGUGCAAUGGCACUGCUGAUGCUGGAUUCCUAUUAAAGAGCUGACUUUACAGUAAC
This is a messenger RNA of Solea solea (common sole), 5135 nucleotides long. RefSeq names its product homeobox B9a (gene hoxb9a). The coding region runs from base 1004 to 1870 and encodes 288 amino acids. Lineage: Eukaryota; Metazoa; Chordata; Actinopteri; Pleuronectiformes; Soleidae. Gene Ontology annotation, molecular function: RNA polymerase II cis-regulatory region sequence-specific DNA binding; DNA-binding transcription factor activity, RNA polymerase II-specific. Gene Ontology annotation, biological process: anterior/posterior pattern specification; embryonic skeletal system morphogenesis; proximal/distal pattern formation. The transcript has 2 exons. The record is from RefSeq and is a predicted model, not a curated record. Gene Ontology annotation, cellular component: nucleus.